Copidosoma floridanum is the source of this 2203-nucleotide messenger RNA. Its product is annotated as cactin, spliceosome C complex subunit. Gene Ontology annotation, biological process: mRNA cis splicing, via spliceosome. Gene Ontology annotation, molecular function: protein binding. The record is from RefSeq and is a predicted model, not a curated record. NCBI's taxonomy places the organism in Eukaryota, Metazoa, Arthropoda, Insecta, Hymenoptera, Encyrtidae. Gene Ontology annotation, cellular component: cytoplasm; spliceosomal complex.
GAAUAAAUAUAAACACAACUCCAAUAUGUACUAAGUACGUUUGCACCGUAGAUUACUAGUUUCCAAAAAAAAUGAAUCGAGAUAAGAAGGAUUGGGUUCGUAGCAGAGAAAGGAGCAGGGAUCGAGACAAGGGGAGAGACAGAAGUCGAGAUAAAAGUAGAGAUCGCGGCAGAAAAAGAAGCAGAGAUAGAGAUGAGGGCAAGAGUAAAAAUUGUGAAAAGAGUAGCAAAAUGCCAGACAAACGUGAUCACAGCAAAAGUGAGAAAAAGAAAAAGAAAUCCAAACAGAAAGAACACAAAAAACAUAAAAGAUCAUCAUCAUCAUCUUCAACUUCAUCAAUGUCGUCUGUGUCAUCAGCAGGUUCGAUCGAAUCAUUAAAAUUACAACAAAAAUUGUACAAACAGAGAUUGAAGCAAGCUGAAAAGAAGAAAAAGGAAAAAGAAUUAAUGAAAAUGAAAGAGACGCCUGAGGAAAAGAGACUCAGAAGAUUAUUAAAGAAGGAAGGCAAGGAACGUAAGAGAAAGGAACGCAUGGGCUGGGAUAAUGAUUACUUGCACUAUACUAACACAGACAAUCCUUUUGGGGAUGGACAACUGCUUCAGCCUUUUGUUUGGGGAAAGAAAUUAGAAAAAGAGGGGCUAUUAGAAGUAACUCGAGAUGAACUCGAAAUGCGAAACAGAUACAAACAAGAAGAAAAUAAAAGAGAAUUAGAAAAGGUUAAGAAAAGAAGACAGGAACGUGAAUUGCAGAGAAAACAGCGUGAGGAUGAGGCAGCGCUGGAGCAGAGAGGAAAGGAAGCUGCCCAACUGGAGCACUGGCAUCAGCAAGAAGAUCAAUUUCACUUGGAGCAAGCAAGACUCAGGUCUCGCAUCAGAAUACAGGAUGGACGUGCAAAACCAAUUGAUCUCCUUGCAAAGUACAUCGGAGCUGAAGAUGAGGUAGAUGCUAUUGAAAUGCAUGAACCUUACACUUAUUUGAGAGGCUUGCAAAUAAAAGAUCUUGAAGAUCUCAUAGUCGAUAUAAAAGUGUACAAAGAACUAGAACGUGGCAAAAAUCUUGAUUAUUGGACUGAUAUCACCAUCAUUGUGGAGGAUGAGUUACAAAAAUUAAGAAAAUUACAGCAAUCUGAUUAUCAAGUCGCGGUUGGAAGACGUGAAGGUAUUAAUGAGUCAGUUGCAGCUGAAGUAACAUCUAUUUUUAAAGGAAAAACAGCUGCUGAGCUAAAAAAAUUACAAUCCCAAAUUGAAGAGAAAAUUAGAAGUAAAGUUGAGGGUUUAGAUAUUGGAUAUUGGGAAAGCUUACUAUCUCAACUAAAAGCUCACAUGGCUAGAGCAAGACUACGAGAUCGUCAUCAAGAAAACCUGAAAAAGAAACUAAAUAUUUUGAUGGCUCAACAAGGAGUGGCAAAGACAGAAACUGAGGCUGGUACAUCCAAAGAAGAAGCGACGAAAGAUGAGAAUCCUAGUGCUUCUGCAGCUGCAUUGGAUGAAAGUCAAUCAGAGGAUGAGUUUGAUGAAGCAGGAUCUUACUCUCCAACAUAUAUUGCUCCAUCAGAUUUAGAACCAGGAACCCUCAUCACAUUAGAGGAUGACGAUAUCAAACGAUUGGAAUUUGCAAGGAAUCAAGUCAUCAGUACAGGACGAAAAGUGCAAAGUGUUUUAUCAGCAGAAGAACAAGCUAUGCGGAGAGAAGUUAGUAAAAACAUGGAUUCAGACGAAGCACAGUUUAGUGUUGAAUCAACUUUGGAAGCUCAAGUUUAUCUAUGGUCUGACAAGUACAGACCUAGAAAGCCAAGAUACUUUAACCGGGUUCAUACUGGAUUUGAAUGGAACAAAUACAAUCAAACUCACUAUGAUAUGGAUAAUCCACCACCAAAGAUUGUUCAGGGAUAUAAAUUUAAUAUUUUUUACCCUGAUCUCAUCGACAAGCAUACCACUCCAGAAUAUUUUUUGACUCCCUGUGGCGAUAAUAAGGACUUUGCCAUAUUGAGAUUCAAAGCUGGCCCCCCUUACGAGGAUAUAGCUUUCAAAAUAGUGAAUCGUGAGUGGGAAUACUCGUACAAAAGAGGAUUUCGAUGCCAAUUUCAUAACAACAUAUUUCAACUUUGGUUUCAUUUCAAGCGAUAUCGUUACAGGAGAUAGUUAUUUCUUUCAAAAUUGUGUAUAUUUGUACAUAAGUUACGUAUUAAAUAUCUAUUUUAUUU